AUGGAGGGGCUCUUGCAUUACAUAAACCCAGCACAUGCCAUUUCUCUCUUAAGUGCUUUGAAUGAGGAACGUCUAAAAGGACAGCUAUGCGAUGUUAUUCUUAUAGUGGGAGACCAAAAAUUUAGAGCUCAUAAAAAUGUUCUGGCUGCCAGCAGUGAAUACUUCCAGACUCUCUUCACAAAUAAAGAGAAUGAGUCCCAAUCAGUGUUUCAACUUGACUUCUGUGAACCAGAUGCUUUUGAGAAUGUAUUAAACUACAUUUACUCUUCGUCUUUGUUUGUUGAGAAAAGCAGUCUUGCGGCUGUUCAAGAAUUGGGCUACAGCCUUGGAAUUUCCUUUCUUACCAACAUUGUUUCUAAGAGUCCUCAAGCUCCUUUUCCAGCAUGUCCCAUUAAAAAAAUACUGUUUCAAGAAGAAGAUGAAAGCGGCUCUCAGAAGAGAAGUGUCAUUGUUUGUCAGAGCAGAAAUGAAGCACAAGUUAAAAAUGUCAGUCAAACACAUGAUUUAAGCCAUAGCUCUAAGCCUUCACACUCCAUUGCCAUCAAAACAAACAAUAGGCCACAAGUAACAAAACCAAUUGAACCACUUCACAGUUUAUCAUUAAGUGACAGGAGGUGGCUAAAAGACAGUCCUGUGAGCUACACCAAACUUCAUGAACCUUCUGGAACUGUGGAUGACCAAAGUAGAAGUGGCUUGGUAAAGAGGAAUGCAGUAUUGCCACAAAAGCCUUUAGCUGAGAAAGAAACUUCAUGUGAUGAGCCAGGAGUGAGUGGUCAGCUUCUAAGAGGAAAAGCUGCAGAGAUGUCAUUAAAAAGACCACGUCCUCCAAUCUUAUCUCUGCAUGGUUCAUCAGAAUCUACAUUUUUGUUGCGAGAGACAGGAAAAGGAAAUGGUCAAGGAGAAGAUAGGAAUUUGCUAUACUACUCAAAAUUAGGACUAGUGGUUCCAUCUAGUGGAUCUGGUCCUGAAAACCGAAGUAUUGACCGGAGUGGCCCACUUGUAAAAAGUCUCCUUCGAAGGUCAUUGUCCAUGGAUAGUCAGGUUCCUAUUUAUUCAUCUUCUAUUGAUUUAAAAGCUUCACAUGGAUCAUCAUUGGUGACUAGUGACUCACAGGGAAAAACAUUUAAUGUUACAUCUCAAAAGUCAUCCUUGAAAGAGUCUUCAGAAAAGGUUGUCCUAGAUGACAAGACACAGGUAAUACACCCACACCGCCUUAGGUCCUUUAGUGCCUCUCAGUCAACUGAUAGGGAGGUAGCUUCUCCUCUAACUGAUGUACGAAUAAAAACUGAACCUAGCAGCCCACUUUCAGAGCCUUCUGAAAUAAUAAGAGUUACAGUAGGAGAUGCUUCAACAUCUGCCAGUAAAGACUUCCCUUUUAAAACUGAGGAUGAUAAUAGGGAUAUGAGUAGACUUCCAGCAAAAAGGAGGUUUCAAGCAGAUAGAAGGCUACCAUUUAAAAAACUGAAAGUGAAUGAGCAUGGUUCUCCUGGGUCAGAGGAUAAUUUUGAGGAAAGUUCAAGUCCUAUGCGUCUUGAUGCUGAUUUUCCAGAUUCUGAUGUCAGUAAAGAUGAAUACAGUGAAUUGGAAGAAGUGAGACCAAACAAAAAGUUUAAAUGCAAGCACUGCCUUAAGAUUUUCAGAUCUACAGCAGGCCUUCACCGUCAUGUUAAUAUGUAUCAUAAUCCAGAGAAACCAUAUGCUUGUGAUAUAUGCCACAAGAGAUUUCAUACGAACUUCAAAGUAUGGACUCAUUGCCAGACACAGCAUGGAAUUGUGAAGAACCCCUCACCUGCUUCCAGUUCACAUGCUGUCUUGGAUGAAAAAUUCCAAAGAAAAUUAAUUGAUAUUGUGAGAGAGAGAGAGAUUAAGAAAGCACUGAUUGUUAAACUACGACGUGGCAAACAAGGUUUUCAGGGACAGUCCAGUUCACAAGCACAGCAAGUCAUCAAAAGGAACUUAAGAUCAAGAUCCAAAGGAGCCUACAUUUGUACCUACUGUGGGAAAGCUUAUCGUUUUCUCUCCCAAUUUAAACAGCACAUAAAAAUGCAUCCAGGGGAAAAACCAAUUGGAGGAAAUAAGGUUUCUAAGCAAAAAGAGCACAUUCAUAUUGCAAGUCCAGUUGAAAACAAAGAGGUCUAUCAGUGCCGUCUUUGUAAUGCUAAGCUCUCUUCUCUUAUUGAACAGGGAAAUCAUGAGCGACUUUGUAGAAAUGCAACAGUCUGUCCUUAUUGCAGCCUUAGAUUUUCUUCUCCAGAGCUGAAGCAUGAACAUGAAAGCAAGUGUGAAUAUAAGAAGCUCACUUGUCUUGAAUGUAUGCGCACUUUUAAAUCCUCCUUUAGUAUUUGGCGUCAUCAAGUUGAAGUUCACAAUCAAAAUACCAUGGCCCCAACAGAGAAUUUUUCUUUACCUAUUCUUGAUCACAAUGGUGAAAUAACGAAUGCUUCAAGAUUGCAUUCUCAAUCAGAAUCUAAUAAAAUGAACAAUUUUGUUACUGCAAAGGAAGAUGGAGUAUUCAGUGAUUCUUCAGAACAAAUUAAUUUUGAUUCUGAAGAUUCUUCAUGCCUCCCUGAAGAUCUAAGUGUUUCCAAACAGUUUAAAAUUCACGUCAAAGAAGAGCCUGCAGACGAUAUAGAGGAUGAGGUCACUGAAACCAACAGAGAAGCUAAGGAAGUAGUUUCUAAUAAAGUCACUGGCUUGUGGCCCUGUGAAAAAUGUGGAAAAAUUUUUACUGUACACAAGCAGUUGGAGCGUCACCAGGAGCUUUUGUGCUCUGUAAAACCAUUUAUUUGUCAUGUGUGCAACAAGGCCUUCCGGACCAACUUCCGUCUGUGGAGCCACUUCCAGUCUCAUAUGUCACAGGCUGCAGAGGAAUCAGUGAAUAAAGAUGCUGAGAUAUGUCCACCAGCUAACUCCCCAUCACCGCCACCUCUGCCUCCACCCCCACCUCUACCCAAAAUCCAGCCCUUAGAGCCUGAUAGUCCGACAGGUUUAUCCGAGAGCCCAACUACUACUGAGAAAUUAUUUGUUCCACAAGAAUCAGACACACUCUUUUAUCAUGCUCCACCACUUUCAGCAAUCACAUUCAAAAGACAAUAUAUGUGUAAACUUUGUCACAGGACAUUCAAGACUGCAUUUAGUCUUUGGAGCCAUGAACAGACACACAAUUAGCUAGAGAUCUUCAACAGGUAGUUUAAAAAGCUGGUUAAAUGGAGACCAUUUCCAGGAUAUUUCAGAAGUAU
Messenger RNA from Emys orbicularis (European pond turtle), 3239 nucleotides. RefSeq names its product zinc finger and BTB domain containing 21 (gene ZBTB21). The transcript has a single exon. Lineage: Eukaryota; Metazoa; Chordata; Testudines; Emydidae. Gene Ontology annotation, molecular function: protein binding; DNA-binding transcription factor activity, RNA polymerase II-specific. Gene Ontology annotation, cellular component: nucleus. Gene Ontology annotation, biological process: negative regulation of DNA-templated transcription; regulation of transcription by RNA polymerase II. Bases 1 to 3168 code for a protein of 1055 amino acids. The record is from RefSeq and is a predicted model, not a curated record.